This is a messenger RNA of Polychytrium aggregatum, 1697 nucleotides long. Its product is annotated as disulfide isomerase 1 protein. Gene Ontology annotation, molecular function: protein disulfide isomerase activity. The record is from RefSeq and is a predicted model, not a curated record. Gene Ontology annotation, cellular component: endoplasmic reticulum. Bases 40 to 1515 code for a protein of 491 amino acids. Gene Ontology annotation, biological process: protein folding; response to endoplasmic reticulum stress. The transcript has 4 exons. Lineage: Eukaryota; Fungi; Chytridiomycota; Chytridiomycetes; Polychytriales.
CCCAACCUCCCCCCCUCAUAUCCCCCCCCAUCUCGCACCAUGAAGUUCCUGUCUGCCGCCGUCAGCUUCCUCGCCGCCAGCGCCGCCCUCGUUGCUGCCAAGGAUCAGCCCCAGGAGGACGCCUCCGAUGUCGUCACCUUGGACAAGGAUACCUUUGCCUCCUUCCUGAAGACUGAGCCUCUCUCCCUCGUCGAAUUCUAUGCCCCCUGGUGUGGCCACUGCAAGGCUCUGGCCCCCGAGUACGAGGUCGCUGCCACCACUCUGAAGGAGCAGAACAUCAAGCUGGCCAAGGUCGACUGCACCACCGAGGCCGACAUCUGCGAGGAGCAGAAGGUCCAGGGCUACCCCACUCUCAAGGUCUUCCGCCACGCCGACUCGAUCCCCUACAAGGGCCCUCGCAAGUCCGAUGGCAUCGUCAGCUUCAUGAAGAAGCAGGCCCUCCCUGCCCUCUCCGUCCUUGAGGCUGACGGCGUCAAGGAGUUUGCUGCCUCGGACCGCAUUGUCCUCGUCGCCAACUUCAAGAGCAAGACCUCGGAUGCCUACAAGGCCUACGAGGCCGUUGCCGAGGCCCACCGCAACGAGUACCUCUUUGGUGUCACCAUCGAUGCCAAGGGAGAGGACUCGCUGACCCUCUACAAGACCUUUGAUGAGGGCAAGGACGAGUUUGACGGCAAGUUCACCUCUGAGGAUAUCCUGUCCUUUGUCAAGGCCAACUCCAUCCCUCUGAUGGACGAGAUCUCGCCCGAGAACUAUGCCUCCUAUGUGGAGAGCGGUGUCCCUCUGGGCUACCUCUUCUACGGCUCCAAGGAGCAGCGCGAGGAAUUCGGCCCCGCUGUCGAGAAGCUGGCCAAGAAGCACAAGGGCAAGGUCAGCUUUGUCUACUGCGAUGGCGCCAAGUUUGGCGGCCACGCCAAAAACCUCAACCUCAAGGGCGAGUGGCCCGGAUUCGUCAUCCAGAACACCCAGGACCACACCAAGUAUCCCUUCGACGAGAGCCUCACCAUUGGCGGCGACGAGUUUGCCAAGUACCUCGACGACUUUGUCUCUGGCACGCUGGAGCCCUCGCUCAAGUCCCAGGAGAUCCCCGAGACUAACGACGAGCCCGUCAAGGUUGUUGUCGGCAAGAACUACCAGGACAUUGUUCUGAACGAGGCCAACGACGUCCUGAUCGAGUUCUAUGCCCCCUGGUGCGGCCACUGCAAGAAGCUUGCCCCCAUCUACGACGAGCUCGCCGAGAAGCUCAAGGACGUCAAGGGCAUUGUCAUUGCCAAGAUGGACGCCACCGAGAACGACAUUCCUCCCGGUGCUGGCUUCACCAUCGAGGCCUUCCCCACCAUCAAGCUCGUCAAGGCCAAGGACAACACCGUUGUUCCCUAUGAGGGCUCCCGCACCCUCGACUCGUUCCUGGAGUUCCUGCACCAGAGCGCCGUCCACGGCUCCAGCGUUCCUCUCGAGCCCGAGGAGGAGGAGGAGGACGAUGCCAAGACCGACUCCAAGGAGCACGACGAACUGUAAAUUUGCCACUGUGCUCCCCGUUUGUCUGUCUGUCUGCCUGUCUUGUUUGUUUGCUGCGUUUGUUACCGCGCAUGGCUUGCGCCCUCUUCGUUGCCGAGUAAUUUUGUUCCAAUCCAUAGCCGGACCUGCCUCUGUGCGCCGUGCCUUGCCGUCCUGGUGGUGGCGUGGUUCUUGAACCCAAA